AAAUGAAGAGGUCGCAUAUAUAAAAAUCCUAGUCUCAGCUUGCAAGAGAAAUAGAGAGUUAGACAGUAUAGAGGCUAGUAGAGAUAUUAGAGAUAUAAGAAUUAGUAUCGUAGAUAUAGAAGAGGCAGUAAUACAUAGAGUAGUAAAAGAUAAAAAGGUACAA
Molecule: messenger RNA, 163 nt
Organism: Scutellospora calospora
Lineage: Eukaryota; Fungi; Glomeromycota; Glomeromycetes; Diversisporales; Gigasporaceae
Source: the annotation of a GenBank genome assembly